UUCCCUUCCGAAGCAAGAUCCCACCCGCAAAUGGUAGCUCGCCUCUAGCUCUCUACUCCCCGCCACCUCCACCCACCUACCACCUCUCGCCAUGCCGGGGCUCGCGGCCGCCGACGCCGCCUCGCCGCCGCCCGCCGCGGCGCCGGCCCCGCGCCGGCUCUCCUCCCCGCUCCCGCGCCGCGCGCCGCCGUCCCCCUCCCCCUCCUCCGCGUCCCGCGCCGUCGGCAAGCCCUCCCGCAAGUCCCUCGGCCCGGACACCACGGACGAGGCGGCGCUGGACAACCCGGAUCUCGGCCCGUUCCUGCUCAAGCAGGCGCGGGACGCCAUGGUGUCCGGCGAGGGCGGCGGCGCCGCGCGCGCGCUCGAGUUCGCGGAGCGGGCGGCGCGCGCGCUCGAGCGCCGCGGCGACGGCGCCGAGCUCGAGCUCGCCAUGAGCCUCCACGUCGCCGCCGCCAUCCACUGCGGCCUCGGCCGCCACGCCGACGCCGUCCCCGUCCUCCAGCGCGCCGUCGCCGUCGUCACCCCGCCGGCCCCCGCGCCCGCCGCGGAGGGGGAGGCGGAGGCCGUGCCGCAGGCUGAGGAGGAGGAGGAGGUGCGCAAGGGCGAGGAGUGGGCGCUCGCCGCCUUCUCCGGCUGGAUGCAGCUCGGCGACACGCACGCCAUGCUCGGCCGCAUGGACGAGUCCAUCGCCUGCUACGGCAAGGGCUUCCAGAUCCAGAUGGCCGCUCUCGGCGACCGCGACCCCCGCGUCGCAGAGACCUGCAGGUACUUGGCGGAAGCACACGUGCAAGCGCUGCAGUUCGACGAGGCGGAGAAGCUGUGCCGGAAAGCGCUGGAGAUCCACCGGGAGCACAGCGCGCCCGCCUCUCUAGAGGAGGCCUCCGACCGCCGCCUGAUGGCGCUCAUCCUCGACGCCAAGGGCGACUACGACGGCGCGCUCGAGCACCUCGUGCUGGCCUCCAUGACCAUGGUGGCCAACGGGCGCGACGUCGAGGUCGCAACCAUCGACGUCGCGAUCGGCAACACCUACCUGGCCCUCGCGCGCUUCGACGAGUCCGUCUUCUCCUACCAGAAGGCGCUGACGGUGCUCAAGUCCGCCCGCGGCGACGACCACCCUUCGGUGGCGUCCGUCUUCGUGCGCCUCGCGGACCUUUACCACCGCACGGGCAAGCUCCGUGAGUCCAAGUCCUACUGCGAGAACGCCCUCCGUGUCUACGCCAAGCCCGCGCCGGGCGCUGCCCCUGACGAGGUCGGUGGAGGCCUGAUGGAGAUCGCGGCCAUCUACGAGGCGCUCGGGGAGCUUGACGAGGCCCUGAAGCUGCUUCAGAGGGCGCUGAAGCUGCUCGAGGACUCGCCGGGGCAGUGGAGCACCGUCGCCGGGAUAGAAGCGCAGAUGGGCGUGUUGUACUACAUGAUAGGGAGGUAUGCCGAUUCGAGGAACUCGUUCGAGAGCGCCGUCUCCAAGUUGAGGGCCAGCGGGGAGAGGAAGUCUGCGUUUUUCGGUGUCCUGCUCAACCAGAUGGGGCUAGCUUGCGUGCAGCUGUUCAAGAUCGAUGAGGCCGCGCAGCUCUUUGAGGAAGCCAGGGCAGUUCUAGAGCAGGAGUGUGGCGCCUCUCAUCCAGACACUCUUGGCGUCUACAGCAACCUUGCUGCCAUCUAUGAUGCUAUGGGAAGGGUGGAGGACGCGAUCGAGAUCCUGGAGCAUGUGCUGAAGGUGCGUGAGGAAAAGCUUGGCACGGCGAACCCGGACGUGGAGGACGAGAAGCGGCGGUUGGCCGAGCUGUUGAAGGAGGCGGGGCGGUCCCGGAACCGGAAGCAGAAGUCGCUGGACAACCUCUUCGGAAACAGCACGCAGCGCGGGGCCAAGAAGGACUCCUCCGGGGGGCGGCGGUGGUCCAACUUCGGGUUCAGGAGCUGAGGAGAAACGCCAUUGGUCAAGUGCCUCACCUGGUGCUGGUGCUGGUGUUGAUGGCCUCUGUAACAUAAGGAGAGAAAGGGGGAAAAAGAAGGAGAGCCCACGUGUAAGUAAAGAAAAUGUGUUGUUGGUAGAGUAGGAAGACCGAGAUGAUUUGUGUUUGUUCGCCGUUUGUUUGGUAUGUGUUGCAGCAGUGCAUUAUUUGUCACCGGAAGUAUUUUCCCUGGAAGUUCUUUUGUUUGUGUUUGUUUUCACAGUUAGUUUAACUGUAUCUUCUCUUGUUGUAUCUGGAUAAGUAAUAUACAGUGUUGUUUGGUUGUGCUGGUGACUGGUUGAUGAGAA
Molecule: messenger RNA, 2257 nt
Organism: Lolium rigidum
Lineage: Eukaryota; Viridiplantae; Streptophyta; Magnoliopsida; Poales; Poaceae
Product: protein KINESIN LIGHT CHAIN-RELATED 1-like
Exons: 3
Coding region: 92-1918 (608 amino acids)
Molecular function (GO): protein binding
Source: RefSeq, a predicted model, not a curated record